AUGGAGCCCCGGGCAGCCACUGCUGGCGAGCCCGAGCCCGCUGCGUCCCCCUCUUUCCAGGCCCGGCUCUGGAAGAACCUGCAGCUGGGGGUGGGCAAGGGCAAGGGCAGCGGGGGCGGUCGCACCGGGGGCCCCGAGCGCCGCACUGCGGCCACUCCGACCCCAUCCCCGCCGCCCCCAAGGGCCACCCAGGACGCACUGGCCGGUGUGGGGAGUACCAGCAGCAGGUGGAGCGGCUUCAAGAAGCGGAAGCAAGUACUAGACCGGGUCUUCUCCUCCUCGCAGCCCAACCUGUGCUGCUCCUCACCGGAGGCCCUGGAGCCGGUUGGAGCAGGCAGAGCCGAGCAGGGGUCCACGCUGCGCCGCCGCCUCCGCGAACAUCUGCUGCCCGUGGCUAAGGGGCCCGCGACGGCCCCGGGGCCAACUGGAGUGACGCCUCCUGGCGGAUACUCUCCGGACUCAGUUCCUUCUUCUUCCGCCUCAUCCUCUCUAUCAUCUUCUCCCCAACCGCCCGCGAGGGGGAACCGCGUCCGAGAUGAAGGCGCAAGGCGUGGAGGUUCUGGGGUUCACCUGUGCCACCAAAAGAGCUCCUCUCUUCCCGGGACCACGUGCCUGGAGCAGUUGUUGGAACCGGCGCUACCUCCCGUAGAAGCCGCACGGCGUCCCGCAGAGCCCCAGACUCUGCUUAAGGGCGAAGAACAUGGAACAUCAACAGAGAUCUCAAAAAUAAAUACAGUUGGAAACAGUAAUGCAGAUGUCCCUUUGGCUGAUCCCGGAAUGUACCAGUUGGACAUCACACUAAGAAGGGGUCAGAGUUUAGCUGCCCGUGACCGAGGAGGGACAAGUGAUCCAUAUGUGAAGUUUAAAAUUGGAAGAAAAGAAGUUUUUAGAAGUAAAAUUAUACACAAGAACCUGAAUCCUGUGUGGGAAGAAAAGGCUUGUAUUCUUGUUGACCAUCUUAGAGAGCCACUGUAUAUCAAGGUAUUUGACUAUGAUUUUGGGCUGCAAGAUGACUUUAUGGGAUCAGCCUUUCUCGAUCUCACACAGUUGGAGUUAAACAGGUCCACGGAUGUGACCUUAACUCUGAAAGACCCCCAUUAUCCCGACCAUGACCUCGGAAUCAUCUUGCUGUCAGUCAUUCUUACCCCUAAGGAAGGUGAACCCAAGGAUGUGACUAUGCUAAGGAGGAAGAGUUGGAAAAGAUCCAGUAAGGAACUCUCAGAAAAUGAAGUGUUUGAAUCUCACUUCUCUGUGCACUUUCUUUUGGAGGAUAAUUGCAGCCUGCUCUCCCCUCCUGGGCUUCAGCAGAGAGAGCUUCAGAGUCCUCAUUGCCAAGACGCACAGUUUCAGACCCAAAGCUUGCGUCUGUCAGACCAGCACAGGAAGUCACACCUGUGGAGAGGAAUUGUUAGCAUCACCCUCAUCGAGGGCCGAGACCUCAAAGCAAUGGAUUCCAAUGGGUUGAGUGACCCCUAUGUGAAGUUUCGGCUCGGGCAUCAGAAGUACAAGAGCAAGAUUAUGCCCAAAACUUUGAAUCCUCAGUGGAGGGAACAGUUUGAUUUCCAUCUCUAUGAGGAAAGAGGAGGGAUCAUUGACAUCACCGCCUGGGACAGAGACGCCGGCAAAAGAGAUGAUUUCAUUGGAAGGUGCCAGGUUGACCUGUCGUCUCUCAGUAGGGAGCAAACCCACAAGCUGGAGUUACAGCUGGAGGAGGGUGAGGGCCACCUGGUUCUGCUUGUCACUCUGACAGCUUCGGCCACAGUCAGUAUCUCUGACCUCUCUGUCCACUCCCUGGAGGACCAGAAGGAGCGAGGGGAGAUCUUAAAGAGAUAUAGCCCACUGAGGAUAUUUAACAACAUAAAAGACGUGGGAUUUCUCCAGGUGAAAGUCAUCAGAGCUGAAGGUUUGAUGGCUGCUGAUGUCACAGGCAAGAGUGAUCCGUUUUGUGUGGUAGAACUGAACAAUGAUAGACUGCUGACACACACUGUCUACAAAAACCUCAGUCCCGAGUGGAACAAGGUGUUCACAUUCAACAUUAAAGACAUCCAUUCAGUCCUGGAAGUGACCGUUUAUGAUGAGGACCGUGACCGCAGUGCCGACUUUCUGGGCAGGGUUGCUAUACCAUUGCUGUCUAUUCAAAAUGGUGAACAGAAAGCCUACGUCUUGAAAAACAAGCAGCUGACAGGGCCAACAAAGGGGGUCAUCUAUCUUGAAAUAGAUGUGAUUUUUAAUGCUGUGAAAGCCAGCUUACGAACAUUAAUACCCAAAGAACAGAAGUACAUUGAAGAGGAAAACAGGCUCUCCAAACAGCUGCUUCUGAGAAACUUCGUCAGAACAAAGCGCUGUGUCAUGGUGCUGGUAAACACUGCGUACUACGUUAAUAGUUGCUUUGACUGGGAUUCACCCCCAAGGAGUCUUGCUGCUUUUGUGCUCUUCCUCUUUGUCGUCUGGAACUUUGAGCUCUACAUGAUACCACUGUUGUUAUUGUCACUGCUGACCUGGAACUACUUCCUAAUAAUAUCAGGGAAAGAUAACAGGCAAUGUGAUACAGUAGUGGAGGACAUGCUAGAGGACGAAGAGGAGGAAGACGACAAAGAUGACAAGGAUGGUGAAAAAAAAGGAUUUAUAAAUAAAAUCUAUGCCAUCCAAGAAGUCUGCGUCAGUGUGCAGAAUAUCCUAGAUGACGCGGCCUCCUUUGGCGAAAGGAUAAAGAAUACUUUCAACUGGACUGUCCCAUUCUUAAGCUGGCUGGCCAUUGUAGCCCUCUGUGUGUUCACAGUCAUUCUGUACUUCAUCCCACUGCGAUACAUUGUGCUUGUCUGGGGUAUUAAUAAAUUUACAAAAAAGCUUCGGAGUCCAUAUGCAAUUGAUAACAAUGAAGUACUUGACUUCCUUUCCAGAGUCCCUUCAGAUGUACAAGUGGUGCAGUACCAAGAACUGAAACCAGACCAUUCUCAUAGCCCAUAUAAAAGGAAGAAAAACACCCUUGGCUAGCCAGCUCCCAGCACUGAGGGACCAGCUCGCCUGGAAAGAUAAAAGAAAAACCCUG
Arvicola amphibius (Eurasian water vole) is the source of this 3049-nucleotide messenger RNA. It is a transcript of the gene Mctp1, whose product is annotated as multiple C2 and transmembrane domain containing 1. Gene Ontology annotation, molecular function: calcium ion binding. Gene Ontology annotation, cellular component: synaptic vesicle membrane. Gene Ontology annotation, biological process: regulation of neurotransmitter secretion. Lineage: Eukaryota; Metazoa; Chordata; Mammalia; Rodentia; Cricetidae. The transcript has 24 exons. The coding region runs from base 1 to 2994 and encodes 997 amino acids. The record is from RefSeq and is a predicted model, not a curated record.